Messenger RNA from Phalaenopsis equestris, 2352 nucleotides. RefSeq names its product TBC1 domain family member 15. Gene Ontology annotation, molecular function: GTPase activator activity. Gene Ontology annotation, biological process: activation of GTPase activity. The record is from RefSeq and is a predicted model, not a curated record. Bases 82 to 2091 code for a protein of 669 amino acids. NCBI's taxonomy places the organism in Eukaryota, Viridiplantae, Streptophyta, Magnoliopsida, Asparagales, Orchidaceae. The transcript has 15 exons.
UAGCUACUGCGAAGGCUCCUUGAGCUUCCUCUGGUUCCAUUUGGAACCCAAUCCUCUUCUUACCGUCAAAUAUCUCCGGCGAUGCAGGAGGCGGAUCUCCACGAUCUCUCCGACGAUUCCGACUACACCGCCUUGCAGCAACAGGAGUCGACGAGCAGCGUCAACUCCGGUCGGAUGAGCGAUUCCAGUGAAUCCGAGGUGGUGUACUCAAAAGAAAACGUUGCAGUUCACCCGAGUCAGUACGCUGCGGGGCGGAUAAGCGGCCGUCUACGCAUUAUUAAGCAGGGUUCUUCGUUUUUCUUGACAUGGAUACCCUAUAAAGCAACGACUAAUUUAGCUGGCUCAGUGGGGAGAAACUUAAACUCAAAUGUAUCGGACAAAGAGCGAAACCUGUACACCAUCAAACCAAUUUCUUUGACUGAUAUCCACUCUAUAAGAAGACACAUCCCAGCCCUUGGUUGGCAGUACAUCAUUAUUGUCCUUUCAUCAGGUCUUGCAUUUGCUCCCCUGUACUUCUACAAUGGAGGAGUUCGUGAAUUUUUUGCAAUUUUGAAGCAACACGUUUUUGUUGUGAGGUCUCCAGAUGACUCAAAUGUUUUUUUGCUGAAUGAUUUUCAGGAUCCUCUUCAGAAAAGCUUAUCUUCACUGGAGCUUCCAAGGGUUCUUUCAGUUGUUAAUGGGGCACCCAUGCAGGGUUCACCGAAUGAGGUUUCUUCAAUUGAUGAUUCUAUGACGGUGAAUGGCAUUGCUUCAAGUGGCACUUCUACUACUUCUGAAUAUAGUGGGAGACAAAGGCACAAGACCCAUGACCCUACUCAUGAUCUUUCAAUUCAUGUUCUGGAAAAGUUCUCACUUGUUACCAAGCUUGCCCGCGAAGCAACCACACAACUUUUCCGCGAAUUUCAUGACAGUCACGAUCUCCUCUAUGACAGAAAGCAGAAAAAUAGUUCUCCUUUGGAUGCCGCAGCAGUUAGUCUGCUUAAUGAUAAGCCUAAUGAUGCACAAUCAAAGGCAGAUGACAUUGUUGCAUCAUCAGAUUCAACUGAGUUCGACAAAUUAUCGCUCGUAUGGGGAAAGCCAAGACAGCCUCCUUUGACUCAUGAAGAGUGGGUAACUUUCCUGGACUCUGAGGGACGGAUAAUGGAUUCAAAGGCUUUGAUCAAAAGAAUAUUUUAUGGUGGAUUGGAGCACAAAUUGCGGAAGGAGGUUUGGAAGUUCUUAUUGGGAUAUUAUGAAUAUGAAUCGACAUAUGCUGAGAGGGAAUAUCUUGAAUUAGUGAGGAAAACAGAUUAUGAAACUAUAAAAUCUCAGUGGAAGAGUAUUUCGGAGGUACAAGCUAGAAGGUUUACAAAGUUUAGAGAACGAAGAGGCCUGAUUGACAAGGAUGUGGUCAGAACUGACAGGUCUGUUCCUUAUUUUGAAGGAGAUGAUAAUCCAAAUGUUAGAGUUCUACAUGAUAUAUUGUUGACAUAUUCAUUUUAUAACUUUGACCUUGGAUAUUGUCAGGGUAUGAGCGACCUUUUAUCGCCUAUAUUAUAUGUUAUGAGGGAUGAAUCUGAGGCUUUUUGGUCUUUUGUUGCACUAAUGGAUCGCUUGGGGCCUAACUUCAACCGUGAUCAAAGUGGAAUGCACUCCCAACUUUUUGCAUUGUCUAAGCUUGUAGAGCUUCUGGAUCACUCGCUGCAUAAUUACUUCAGGCAGGCAGAUUGUCUAAAUUAUUUCUUUUGUUUCCGGUGGAUUCUCAUACAGUUCAAAAGAGAAUUUGAGUACGAGAAGGUAAUGCGGUUAUGGGAGGUAUUAUGGACACAUUAUCCUUCAGAGCACCUCCAUCUUUACUUAUGUGUCGCCAUUCUUAAGAGUCACAAGAAGAAGAUAAUGGAGGAGCAGAUGGACUUCGACACCCUCCUAAAAUUUAUCAAUGGACUCAGUAAUCAGAUCGAUCUCGACUCAAUAAUCCGCGAUGCCGAGGCCUUGUGCGUCUGCGCAGGAGAAAACGGUGCCGCCUGUAUUCCACCUGGCACCCCACCUUCUUGUCCUGCUGAUUCAGAUGCUGGACUCUGUUAUGCUCAGCAAGAUGAUGAAAUAUUGUGAAGGCUUUCUGUAUAUCUUUGUACUUUCUUUUGGGAAAUUUACAUACACCUCACACAAUUUCUUUGUAUUUUUAUAUGUAGCAUCUAAACCUUGAUGUUUGCAUUCACAACGCUUUGGUGCCAUGAACCCAUGCCUGAAAACGUGUGCUUCACUUUAAAAAGUUUGUAAUAAUGAUGUUUUUUAUGUUAUAUUAAAGAUUAGAGUAUGAUGUAUGUAAAUAUUAAAAUUUAGUUGUUAGAUAUGCAUCUCAUCCCACUCUCG